AUGCCGGUUACCAGGUCACAGAAGGAUGCCCCCUCACGCCCCGUCCCUCAGAUAAGGACGCGACAGGUGAAAUGUCGGGAUCCGAAGGGGUCACUUCUGCGUCAGCGUCAGCAUCAUCAGGAACAGCAACUACGUCAGAUCGUCAGAUCUUCAGGCACUACGACCACAGAGAAUACCACCACGACAGAGACCACGGUUGCAACUACCACCACGGCGGCGUUCGAGGAUAACGGACAGAAGGAUGAAGCCGCACAGAAGGAGACGACCAAAAAGACUCCAGAGGACAUUCCAGAGAAGGGCGUUCAUGGCUCUGACACAACCCUUAAGCCAAAGGGGAUCAGUCGUCGCGCCAAGUCCAUGAAGACCACGAGCUCCUCAGUCAGGAGACGGAAGCUGGAAGAAGGAAGCACGCAUGGAGCUGAAGCAAGCUCAAGCUGCGGCGAAGCUAGCACGCGUCAGAUUAGAGCUGGCACAAUGUGA
Messenger RNA from Parnassius apollo (apollo), 480 nucleotides. Lineage: Eukaryota; Metazoa; Arthropoda; Insecta; Lepidoptera; Papilionidae. The record is from the annotation of a GenBank genome assembly.